Laetiporus sulphureus 93-53 is the source of this 240-nucleotide messenger RNA. Its product is annotated as ubiquitin. Gene Ontology annotation, biological process: modification-dependent protein catabolic process; protein ubiquitination. The transcript is spliced from 3 exons. NCBI's taxonomy places the organism in Eukaryota, Fungi, Basidiomycota, Agaricomycetes, Polyporales, Laetiporaceae. The annotation marks the transcript as partial. Gene Ontology annotation, cellular component: nucleus; cytoplasm. The record is from RefSeq and is a predicted model, not a curated record. Gene Ontology annotation, molecular function: protein tag activity; ubiquitin protein ligase binding.
UUCGUCAAGACCCUUACGGGGAAGACCAUCACCCUCGAGGUGGAGUCUUCCGACACCAUCGACAAUGUGAAGGCCAAGAUUCAGGACAAGGAAGGUAUCCCUCCAGACCAGCAGCGACUGAUUUUCGCUGGUAAGCAGCUCGAGGACGGUCGCACCUUGAGCGACUACAAUAUCCAGAAGGAGUCGACGCUUCACUUGGUCCUCCGUCUCCGAGGCGGUAUCAUUGAGCCCUCGCUUAAG